AUGAACGGUGUGCCGGGAUGGAUUCUGCCUGAGAUGAUCUUGUGCAACGAAGGCAUGCCUAAAUGUACCCUGUGCAAGAAACGAAGAUUGGAGUGCAACUAUCCUUCCCAAAAUGACGAUGAGGAUAGUCCUGUAGCCUUAUCCUCUGCCCAGGAUGGUACAGAGAGCGGCACUGUGACCCCAGCAGAGUAUUCACAGGCAACACGCUUGCUUGAGACCAGAUUAUUCCACCAGUGGAUGACUUCGACGCAUCACACUCUGUCGCAAGAUGGAUUGUCAGCGCACCACCUGUCCAUGAUCAUCCCUCGCAUGGCCUCGUCUUGUGCAUAUUUGCUCGACAGUAUUCACGCGCUGUCAGCCUUACACUUGGCGUCGAUAGAACCUGAGAAUCGGGCUUCAUGGCUGGACGCUGCUGUACGAUAUCAGGGCCAGACAUGUGCUGGUCUGGGUAAAAUUCUUCCCGCCAUCUCCGAAUCGGAUUAUGAACCAGCAUUUGUCACUUCUAUCUUCAUUAUGCUUUUUGCCAUGGGUGUCCGAGUAUUAUCUCUCGACAGUCGACCACUAGACCCGCUUUCAGUGGUUCUUGAGUCGCGCACAUUGAUGUCCGGUCCUGCCAUGCUUUUCUGUCGACUAAAUCAAGGUGGGAUUGAAGCACAGUUGGAUGGCUGGCUGUGCGCCCCCGAUACACAAGAACGCCUCGAGACCGGGGAAGCUAGUCACGGUGGGGUCCCCGUAGAGAACACAGAGAUUUUAUUCAACCUCCACGAAAACAUAAUGAUGUCGUUGGCUCGACUGCGUUCAAUGAUUGACACAAUGAAAGGACCGGAUCAACCGAUUUACCAAGUAACCUGGCAGCAGCUACAUCAGGCGAUCGAGCCUUGGCCCAGAAUUGGACCAUACGGCGGUCCCAUCGCAUGGCCCUUGUUCCUCGAUGACAGAUUUUCCUCGUUGCUUCAGAACGGCGACUGGAUGGCGCGUGUCUUGUUCCUGCAUUAUGGUAUAGCUAUGCGUCUUAUGUGCCAUCGAUGGUACGUACGCGACUGGGGUCGUCGCCUUGUCUUGGCUACGCUCGAACAACUGGACAAUAUUCCGCAGGAGUGGGAGGAAACCAUUGCUUGGAUUCGACUCGCUGCCGAAAGGGAGCUACAAUUGCUACCAUAA
Molecule: messenger RNA, 1161 nt
Organism: Penicillium paradoxum
Lineage: Eukaryota; Fungi; Ascomycota; Eurotiomycetes; Eurotiales; Aspergillaceae
Exons: 4
Coding region: 1-1161 (386 amino acids)
Biological process (GO): regulation of transcription by RNA polymerase II
Molecular function (GO): DNA-binding transcription activator activity, RNA polymerase II-specific; zinc ion binding
Source: RefSeq, a predicted model, not a curated record